GUCAAACAGGAAAAUGUCAUGUCUUCACACCGGCUGCAUUCUCCCAAAGCAUCGUAAUCCUCGUCUUUAAAACGAAAUCGAAAAUCAUAAUGGGGAAUUAUGGAAAGAGGAACUGAGCUCAAGAAAAACGCUGUCACGAGUUUAUUUGGUAUUUUGGAGACACCAAAGGUACUGUACAGUGACACGUGUGCUCUUCUAAAAACACCCAGCUUGAUUGAAGUGCUCUCUUAUUUGUUUGAGACUAUCUCUUACAGGAUGAGAGGAAUUGUUGGAUUUUACAUUACCUAUCUUCUGUGUCUGAUUUUGGGGAUCGCCUGUGUGGUAUUAGUAGUUCACUGGAAUUGCAUGUAUCGAGAUGGAUUUGCAUGGGACGGCUCAUCUAAGAACUUCAACUGGCACCCCGUGUUCAUGGUCACUGGCAUGCUGGUACUUUAUGGGAAUGCGGCCGUAGUGUACCGUAUUCCACUGACGUGGGGUCACAAUAAGCUCCCCUGGAAGCUGCUACAUGCUGGUCUUCUGCUCCUUUCUUUCAUUUUUUCUGUUAUCGGACUUUGUGCUGUGUUUAACUUCCACAAUGUAAACCACACAGCCAACCUUUAUUCUCUCCAUAGCUGGGUGGGGAUUUGUACCGCUGCACUUUUCACAGCACAGUGGGUCUUGGGAUUUACCUCAUUUCUCUUACCUUGCACCCCAAUGGCCGUACGUACUCUUGUAAAGCCAACUCAUGUUUGGAUGGGAGCAAUGAUCUUGGUAUUGAGCAUUGUGUCCUGCAUCUCAGGGAUCAAUGAAAAGCUCUUGUUUGUACUAAAAGGAAACACCAAUGGGACAAAGCCUUAUUCUGCCUUACCACCAGAGGCAGUUGCUGCUAAUUCUUUGGGAGUCAUCAUUGUAGCAUUUGGAUUGGUUGUUUUGAAAAUCUUGUCCAAUCAGAUGUGGCAACGUCCUGAGCCUGGCGAUGACGAGGGAGUUUACAGGCCACUUGCUUAUGAUGGAAGCUGAUAUCUCAGAGAUGAAGGUCUGAAAGCAGUGUUUAACUGCAUUCUGGACUCCAAAGAAAUCAAAUGUACGAAAAUAUUAUUACCAUGUCUCUUAUUAUUCUGAGCUUGGAAUACAUUUAAAAAUAAUGUCUUUAAUAUGUGUUGUGCUUAAGAUUUGUGCUCUGCUGCUUUUGCUAUUGGAAAUAGUGCAAAGCACAACGCAAAAUAUCAAAUAUUGACAUUGCUGAAAAUAAGUGUUUUUGCUAAUUUAUUAAUUGUGAAGGUCUCUGUGUAUAAUAAAUGAUUAAAACAU
Messenger RNA from Danio aesculapii, 1290 nucleotides. Its product is annotated as lysosomal membrane ascorbate-dependent ferrireductase CYB561A3. Gene Ontology annotation, molecular function: oxidoreductase activity. Lineage: Eukaryota; Metazoa; Chordata; Actinopteri; Cypriniformes; Danionidae. The record is from RefSeq and is a predicted model, not a curated record. Gene Ontology annotation, cellular component: lysosomal membrane.